This is a messenger RNA of Cylicostephanus goldi, 231 nucleotides long. Lineage: Eukaryota; Metazoa; Nematoda; Chromadorea; Rhabditida; Strongylidae. The record is from the annotation of a GenBank genome assembly.
AUGAGCUGUUUUCAGCUUUCACCUCCAGCUGGCGAUCCCGCAGGAACUCAACCAGAACCUACCCAAUCUUCUUCCAGUGCUGGCUCGGAUCUUGCAGCCGGUGAUGCAGAAGGCGUGUGGAGCGUCGACAUCGACCAGGCAUUCCAAGAAGCCCUAGCGAUUUACCCGCCAUGUGGGCGACGGAAAAUUAUAAUCAGUGAUGAGGGAAAGAUGUAUGGUAAGCAAAGUUAA